Molecule: messenger RNA, 768 nt
Organism: Gracilinanus agilis (Agile Gracile Mouse Opossum)
Lineage: Eukaryota; Metazoa; Chordata; Mammalia; Didelphimorphia; Didelphidae
Gene: ATOH8
Product: atonal bHLH transcription factor 8
Exons: 3
Molecular function (GO): protein dimerization activity; DNA-binding transcription factor activity
Source: RefSeq, a predicted model, not a curated record
UGCCCGCCGCCCCCUCGGCAGCCCGCGCCGCAGCCGCAGCCCCCGCCGCCUCCCGCGCCCCAGCCCCAGCCCCAGCCCCCGGCGCCCCAGCCGCGCCCAGCGGGAAGUUCCUUCUCCUCAAUUUCACACGUAAUUUACACCAACAAUCCCGAGGCUUCGGCUUCGCCUAGGAAACGACUGGGCGAAAGUGCAGGCGUCUCCUCGGAGAUCAAAGCCAUCCAGCAGACCCGGAGGCUGCUGGCGAACGCCCGGGAGAGGACCCGGGUGCAUACCAUCAGUGCCGCCUUCGAGGCGCUCCGGAAGCAGGUUCCCUGCUAUUCUUACGGUCAAAAGUUGUCCAAACUGGCCAUCCUGAGGAUAGCCUGUAACUAUAUCCUUUCCCUGGCCAGGCUGGCUGACCUGGACUACAGUGCCGACCACAGUAACAUGAGCUUCUCUGAGUGUGUGGAACAGUGUACCCGGACCCUGCAAGCAGAAGGCAGGUCAAAGAAGAGGAAGGUAGGUUCCGGCUCACACUAUGGGGCUGAUUCCCCACGACUUUGUGCGCGAGGGGAGGGAGCCCCAAGAAGAGGCUCUCCGGGGGACCCAGCCUGGCCAGGCCACGUGGGCGCCGUUGGCCGGCCGCUGGGCCACUCGCUAAUUGCCGUGCACAUUCCUGCCACUUAUUUACCGCGGGACCAAUUAGAUGAAAUCACCAUCAAGCGGGGUGAGAGGAAGCCUGGCCCAGGCUGGCUUUCCUCCGGCGGCGGCGUGACAUGGGCAAAUUAG